UCGUAGUCAACAAUUCCUCCUGCGGACUCGAAUGCUGCAUCUACACAUCUCCUGCCCAGUCUGGCCUACUCCAUUUCGUGAAUACCAGGGAAUUAUCCGGAAAACCCUCUUCAAUGUCUAACGGGGCGCAACCCAUACCUGCAGAGCAGUUCGCUCUUGCCAUACAAGACCUUCCUGUCGAGAACCUCUACUCGAAAGCGCAUGAAAUCCAGAAUUCCAUUUCACACCUUGAGAGGUCAAAUGCACAACUUCAAGAAUACAUUGACACUAUCACAUCAGACACAUCUUUACUUGAGGCGACGAGACAGGAGGGUGACAAAGACUGCUCGGAGGCAAUCCAUGAGAAUGUCAUCGUGAUCAACCGUCAGAAAGAGAGGAUCGAGCUAUUGAAGCAGGAGGUGGAGAGACGAGGUGGCAGGUGGCAUGAGGCAGACAGUGAGGGGAAGGUUAAUGGCAGCUCGGCGGCAACGACCACAAACGACGCGCCAGCAGCACCCACGCAAGGCGCAGGAGGCCGACUGACUGAAGCCCAAUUACAACAACAGAUGAUGGAACGAUUGGUCGAGGAUGAGAAUGGCAACGACCAUGAAGGCAUGCAUUUGUGAUCGCAUCCAUGAAAGAUGCAUUCAUGCUUCAAUCGUGGAAAUGGGAUGUUGAUAAGUCUUCUUCCGCAAUGUGUUGCAACGCCUACGACCCACACAAACAUCCAAAGCAAGCGCAACAAACGCUCCCAACGACAUCAAGACUCCGAGCUGGGAGCGCAUCUCGAGUUCCCUUCACCCGCUAUGGGAGUCAGUAGCUUCCGGAACUCGACGUGGCUAGUCCACGUGUACUCUCUCAAAAGGCCUCCCCAGUAUGGCUCAGGUUAUUUUAUGUACGGGAACGCGCAGUCCAGUAAGCACU
Molecule: messenger RNA, 903 nt
Organism: Exophiala viscosa
Lineage: Eukaryota; Fungi; Ascomycota; Eurotiomycetes; Chaetothyriales; Herpotrichiellaceae
Exons: 1
Coding region: 114-605 (163 amino acids)
Biological process (GO): proteasome regulatory particle assembly
Molecular function (GO): protein-macromolecule adaptor activity
Source: RefSeq, a predicted model, not a curated record